AUGGCCAUAUCUUCAUCCAAAUGCGGAAGCAAUUGCCAUGUUAGGUCAAUUAGCUUGCCUUCAAGAUCCCAUCCCACCACUCUUAGGAUUGUUGAUUUGAUCAACAAGCUCCAAUCAUCAUGGGAUGAGGCAUCCACUUCGUCGUCUGGGUCGAUUUGCGCCAGGCUCUCGGGCCUCGAGGGAGUGUACGUUUGCUUGGAUGAUCUCCUCAAUAUUAGAUCAACUCAACAAACCCUCUCUUGCAGCCAACGAGAGGAAUUCAUCAAUGAGCUAUUGGAUGGAUCCAUCCAGCUACUAGAUGUUUGCGACUACAUUAGGCAAACCCUAUCGUGCCUUAAGGAACAAGUGAGCGCUCUCCAAUCUGCUCUCCGGCGGAGAAAAGGCGAAUCGGGCAUUGAAAUGGGUGUCGCAGAAUACACCAAUUUCAGGAAGAGAAUGAAGAAGGAUGCCAAAAGAUUGAUGGCUGUAUUGAGGAAGAUGGCUGCCAAAUUUGAAGAUGGUCAACUGGAGAAUGAAGAUCACCACCUCUCAUCAGUGAUGAGAGUGGUGAGAGAUGCUAAUUUAUUGAGCACUUCCAUUUUCCAAUCUUUAUUGUCAUUCAUGGCAAUUCAAAUGUCAAGGCCCAACAGGCAAAUUAGCAAGUGGUCCAUAGUCUCCAAAUUGGUGCAUUCAAAGGGGGCAAUAUCAUGUGAUGAAGAAGAUAAGCAAGAGGCUGUUAAUGAGUUGGAAUCUGUGGAUUGUACUCUCACCACAAUGUGCAAGCACAUGUCAAGAGAAGGGGCUGAUAUCGAGAAGUUGCAAGUCACACAAUGUAAAUUGGAGGAUUUGGAGAUUGGGAUUGGAAGGAUUGAGGAUGCCUUAGAGGGAUUGUACAGGUGCUUGAUUGGAACAAGGGCCUCUCUUUUGAAUAUCAUGUCACAGUAA
Molecule: messenger RNA, 924 nt
Organism: Eucalyptus grandis
Lineage: Eukaryota; Viridiplantae; Streptophyta; Magnoliopsida; Myrtales; Myrtaceae
Exons: 1
Coding region: 1-924 (307 amino acids)
Biological process (GO): shoot system development; root development
Source: RefSeq, a predicted model, not a curated record